CCACCACGCGCCCCUCUCCCUCUCCAAGAAAAGAAGAAACAACAAACUGGCCCCUGACCCCUUUCCACUGCAGCCCCGUGGACCGUUCUGGGGGAAGAGAAGGCAUCCGAAGAGUCCGAUAGGAUCCAGGCCUGAGGUCUCCAUUCCAAUUAUGUUGGGAACAAAGUGGUGACUUGUGGUUUAAGAGCAACAUAUCUAAAGGUCCAACCCCCUGGUACUCUGGCCUGGGCUGAAUUUCACAACAAUUGAACUCUCUACUCCCUACCCACAUUGACCACCAUGGGACCCGAAGAGGUGAAUACCACUGAUGCACACAGCAACUUUGCAGCUAUAUUCAACUCCCACCGGGAGCGCACUGCCUCCCUCCCAUUCAACUUUAGCUAUGGUGACUAUGACCUGCCUCUAGAUGAGGAUGAGGAUGUAACCAAGACCCGUACCUUCUUUGCUGCCAAGAUUGUCAUUGGCAUAGCUCUAGUGGGUAUCAUGCUAGUCUGCGGCAUUGGUAACUUUGUCUUCAUUGCUGCCCUGGCCCGAUACAAAAAGCUGCGGAACCUCACCAACCUGCUCAUUGCCAACCUGGCCAUCUCUGACUUCUUGGUGGCCAUUGUAUGCUGUCCCUUUGAAAUGGACUACUAUGUGGUCCGCCAACUCUCCUGGGAGCACGGGCACGUGCUCUGUGCCUCUGUCAACUACCUUCGAACAGUCUCCCUCUAUGUCUCUACCAAUGCCUUGUUGGCCAUUGCUGUAGACAGAUAUCUAGCUAUUGUCCAUCCCCUGAAACCACGGAUGAAUUAUCAAACUGCCACCUUUUUGAUAGCAUUGGUCUGGAUUGUAUCCAUCCUCAUUGCCAUCCCCUCAGCUUACUUUGCAACAGAGACUGUCCUCUUCAUCGUCAAAAGCCAGGAGAAAAUUUUCUGUGGCCAGAUCUGGCCAGUGGACCAGCAAAUGUACUACAAAUCCUACUUCCUGUUUAUCUUCGGCAUUGAGUUUGUAGGACCUGUGAUUACCAUGACCCUGUGUUAUGCUAGGAUCUCCCGAGAGUUGUGGUUCAAGGCUGUCCCUGGCUUCCAGACAGAGCAGAUCCGGAAACGUCUCCGUUGCCGAAGGAAGACAGUCUUAGUGCUAAUGUGUAUCCUGACUGCCUAUGUGAUCUGCUGGGCCCCUUUUUAUGGUUUUACCAUUGUCCGGGACUUCUUCCCGACCGUUUUUGUGAAGGAAAAACACUAUCUUACAGCUUUCUACAUUGUUGAGUGCAUUGCCAUGAGCAACAGUAUGAUCAAUACUGUGUGCUUUGUCACGGUCAAAAACAACACCAUGAAAUACUUUAAGAAGAUCAUGCUGCUCCGCUGGAGGUCUUCAUACAAUGGGAGCAAGUCCAGUGCAGAUGUUGACCUCAAGACCAGUGGCAUGCCCAUUACAGAAGAGGUGGACUGUAUCAGACUAAAGUAAUCUAUUGGAUCUUUUAAAAAAUUAUUUUCAAGCUGUAGGGUAUCAGAGGUAUUAAAAAAGCAUGCUAUUAGAUGAGUGUCACCAACUGAAUCAAGGCUCAAAUAUUUAAUGAUGACAAGUAGAUACAGUCUAGGAUCUCACAAUUUCACCGAUGAACAAAUAUCAUCACUCACCCAUAUUUAUUGAGCACCUACUGUAUACAAAAUAGUAUGUUAGGUGCAGGGGAUAUAAACCUGUGUCCAGAAUGUAUUAAUAGAAGAAUAAAAAAUUUAAAUUAAGACAAUACAUUCGCAAACAAGGCAGCAUUACAUGGCAUAUCAAAGUACUGAGCCUGGGAUUAAAGAAGAUCUGGGUUGAAAUCCUACCUUCAACAUUUACCUGUGUAACCCUGGGCAACUCCUUUAGCCUCUAUGUGCUACAAGCAAAUUGCUGGGAUUUAACUAAUAAGUUAUUAAUGAAGAGUGACCCAUACCAGUAGAAGAAGAUUAUACAUUGGGAUUUCCUUGCCUCGGCAAAAUCACAGACUUUUCCUGUGUUUUGAGUAUGAACAAUAAAGUGUUGGCAUCAUAUAUAUCAUUAGGGCUGGUGAGCACAGAUAGGUAAAUGCAUUCCAAGAGCUUAGGUUCUGCUUCUGGGACAUGCAGGACCACUUCCUGAACAUUGGCAUGGAUCUUCUCUGACAUUACUCCUAGCCAGGGACUGGUCAAGCUCCAAAUCCCAGUUUUUCCUGUGCCAUCCAUGAUAAAGAACAUGAAGCCUUUGGAAAUGAAGAUGUUACUCUAUGGGGAGACCUUAAGACUCUCAGUUUUUUUGUAUUUUACAAAAGCUGUUGUUAUUUCUAAAACAAACUCCAUGGUCGGGGGUGCCAGAGAGGUAAGAGGCCCUUUCCAAAAGGACCGACCUUAUUGUGGGCAACUCUCUUAUGUGGUAUGAUAUGAAGGGCAAAAGGAAAGUUCCCAAUGGUCUCUUCAUACUUGAAAUUCUACUAUUCAUGAUUCACAAGCUGACUCUCUCAGUGAUCAUCUUUUAGAAUGCAAUGAAUUAAUUGAUUAAUUGAAUGAAAUGAAUUAAUUUAGCUGACCUGCCCAUUGCAGAGAUUGGGGGAUUUGGAAUAGCAUCGGGCACUUUCUUGGAAGAGAAUCACAGAAAAGGGAGGAAUGUACGUAGAAACAAGGAGGCCUUUUUUUCUAACCCGUCCUUCUUGGUGGAGCCACAGACUCCCAUAUUACUGCUAAUUAAGAGUUGCUUAUUAAUAUUAGGUAGCUUCUUUGGACAAAGGAAGACCCCAGUCCAAAUGCUAUCAUCUCCAACCUUUCUUCAUUGUUCUUUGUGUGAACUAUUCUAUUGUUCUCUUAGAGGUUAGCUGACAACCUGGUGAAAGAGAUCAAGGUCUGUGAAGCAAUUAGGAGCAAAUGAUCUCAUCCAUUUGGCUCAGUGACCUCCACAAUAGCAGCAUGAUUUUAGCCGUGAACCACUGACGAGAUUCUCCAUGUUUGAGAAGCCAAAUGAUGCAGCAAACAGCAAGUUGGAUUGGGAGCCAGGGGAUCUUGAUCCUGGCUACGUCACCAUGGCAAGUUACAACCUCUUUGAGCCUCAGUUUCCUGACCUGUAAAAGGAGAUCAUGUUUCUUGCACUACCUACCUCACAGGGUUGUUGUGAGGAAAGCAACAUAAAUGUGAGUUAUUGUUAUGUGAUUUCUUCCAAAACUGCAUGUUCCUGGGACUCCAUCAGUUGUCAUCUCUAGUUGUGCUUUUCUUAUUCCAUGUAUCUCUCUCUCUCUCUCUCUCUCUCUCUCGAAUGACUUUAUUUUCUGAUUGACUUUUGGUAUACAUAAAAGUUCAAGUUGAUUGGGAAAUGGGUUUGUGGAAAUUAUAAAAAGAUAUGGUGGGGGUGGAGGUUUUGUUCUUUUCCAAAUACAAAUGUUCUUUUCUGCAGUGAAUUGUCAAUCUCUGGCCAAUUUCUUCACACCAUGCAGCAUUCUCAGCCUCAUUCCCCAGCCAAGAUAUCCUCAGAGGAUGCAAAGGAUUUUAAUAGUUGUCUAGGAAAAACAUAACUUGGAACACACCAAAUCGCAUAAUGCAUUCUAAUGCCAAGAAAAUAAGUCUGCGAUUAUCUGGGAUGUUAUUUGAGUUUUGCUUUUUAGAAAGUAGUAGGAACCAUGCCACUACCUUGUCUCCAUUAGCAAUGAUAAUUGAGAGUUGGCUAUAUUAAACCUGAACCUUUUUAGAUAAUACUAGGGACCCCCUCCCCCACUGUCAUUAUGAAAUGUACAGAAUCUUCCUCUCCACUCUCAUAGUAAUGGAAUCAUUUGCAAGAUGCAGAGCUGUAUAAGUGCUGGAAUUGGAGUCAGAAAGACCUGAUUUUAACUUCUGCCUCAGACACGAGCCAUAUGACUCUGAAAAAGUCACUUAACUUCUUAGCCUCAAUUUCUUCAUCUUUAAAAUGGGGAUAAUAAAUGAUAACCCUUACCUCACAGAGCUAUUAUGAAAAUCAAAUGAGACAAUGUAUAAAAGGUGUUUUGUGAACUGUAACACUAUAUAAAUGUCACUUAUCAUUAUUAUCAUUAUUAUGGUUAUUGUUAAAUAUUGUUGUCUGCUUGUGGUGUUGUAGGGAACAUAAAUCUUGUGUUGUUGACCAAGUGAAACAAUGGAUAUGAAAAACCAACCACACUAUUCAUGGAUAUCCCCCCCCAAAAUUUGUUUUCUUGUGCUUAUAUAGUUGGAUAUAAAUGAUGUAAGAUUAACUGAGCAAAUCUACUUUUGACAGGAAGCGAACAGGG
This is a messenger RNA of Dromiciops gliroides (monito del monte), 4228 nucleotides long. RefSeq names its product prokineticin receptor 2. Lineage: Eukaryota; Metazoa; Chordata; Mammalia; Microbiotheria; Microbiotheriidae. Bases 280 to 1449 code for a protein of 389 amino acids. Gene Ontology annotation, molecular function: neuropeptide Y receptor activity. Gene Ontology annotation, cellular component: membrane. The record is from RefSeq and is a predicted model, not a curated record. Gene Ontology annotation, biological process: neuropeptide signaling pathway. The transcript has 3 exons.